CCUUCAUUCAUCUCCCUCCCUCUACACAUCCGCCUCUGUAUACACCUAGCCCAUUACUCCGGCAACCGCCACUUACUCCGGCCACCACUUACUCUGCCUCCCCCGACCUCCAUCUCCCGUCCUGUGUAUUCACUUAGUCUGUCCACCACGAGCCAUCCGCCGACGACGCUUGCCGUGUUUCAAGCCGCCUCCGACACAUCUUCAGACUACUGCCGCCAUCGUCUUCGCUCUUUUUCCAGAAUGCCCGCUCGUAGAGGUUCAUUCACUUCGUUUACUUCCUCCCGCGGCGGUCGGGGAGGUGGAGGUAGCCCAGUCAUCACCCGGAAUGAGCAGAACUCUCCUCUAGCUGAUUCGCAUGAGCGUGUCCAAUCCUGACACCUUUCUGAUGAACAUACAAAUGGUUUUGAUUCUUCUACCCCCGACGAAUCUGUUCAGAAAAAGACCUUCAUUUCACCCUUUGAAAUGAGAAGCAAUCCUACUGUCCUCAACAACAUCAUUUCUAUCCUAACUAACAAUUUCCACGGGUCAUGGCGUUCUUAUAUGAAUGCGGAUGUUGAUCAACGCAACCACUGAAAAAGUAUGAGUGGGAUGUCUGCUUUAAUACCAAAAUGAAAAAGAAGUUCAAGUCUCGGGCCUCUGAAUGGUUGAGCAAAAACAUUGGUAGGGCUAGGCGGGACAACAAGAAGCCGGACUGGAUUGGUGAAGGAGAUUGGAAGUUGUUGCAAGAAUAUUGGGCCUCUGAUGCUUUUAAGAAGAAGAGCCAUGCUGGAAAGAAGAACAGAAACUCUAAAGCGGGGAAAGAAUCACAAUAUCACGGUGGCAGGAUUCCGGUGACUACGCAUGUUGAAAGGCUGACCAAGGAGUUGACUAGGGCUCCCUUGAAGAUUGAAGUGUUCGAAAAGGUGUAUGUCCCAAAAUCGGGUGACCCCCCAACACGUGUAGUUGAAACUAAGGUAAAUUAUACGAAGUAUAUAUCAGUUUGUUACUCCCUCUGUCCCGCAAUGAACUUCACACUUUCUGAUACACUUGUAAUUUCCGUGUGUAUAUUUAUGUUUUUAGCUAGUUUUGGUUGUUUAAUAUUUCGGAAAUUACACACUUUUGGUGUAAUAGUUUAGUUUGUUAAAUUCUUGUAAAUUGUUUAGAUUAGGUUUAUUCUGAGCUCAAACAGGUCUACUAUCACUCAAAGGAUGGUUGGUGAAUCCCAAAAGUGGAAGGAAGGUGCAAAUCACAAGACAAAAAGGGAAAAUCCUGAUUUUGGUCUAUACUCGGUCGAGUAUUACCUAUACUCGAUCGUGUAUAAGGUUGAAACUUCAAAUCGGAUCGGAUCCGAAGACAAAGGAACAUGCUGGGAAGAUUUUGGCCACGAUUCAGUGUCUAUACUCGAUCGGGUAGACCAACAUACCCGAUAUAGUAUGCCUUUGAGUUUAAACCCGAAAUCGGUCGAGUAUGGCUCGAAUAUCACUUUCUACACAUACUCGACCGAGUAUGAACAUAUACUCGAUCGAGUACGCCUUUGAUUUUUAAGCCAAAAUCGAUCGAGUAUACCUCGAAUCUGGUAUUUCUACACAUACUCGAUCGAGUAUAUGUAUAUACUCGAUCGAGUACCCGAGCUGCACUCCCAAAAAGCCUAUAAAUACACCCCCUUUCCUUCACAAUAGAGAACCAAUUCCUAUAUACUUCUUAGAUCAGUUUAGACAAGUUCUUUAUUUAUAUUUUAUCAUGUUUAGUCUCCAAAUGAGGAGCUAAACUCUUCCAUCUUGGUUUUGC
Cuscuta epithymum is the source of this 1767-nucleotide messenger RNA. The record is from the annotation of a GenBank genome assembly. Lineage: Eukaryota; Viridiplantae; Streptophyta; Magnoliopsida; Solanales; Convolvulaceae.